This is a messenger RNA of Sabethes cyaneus, 516 nucleotides long. RefSeq lists its product as uncharacterized. Lineage: Eukaryota; Metazoa; Arthropoda; Insecta; Diptera; Culicidae. The coding region runs from base 1 to 516 and encodes 171 amino acids. The transcript has 4 exons. The record is from RefSeq and is a predicted model, not a curated record.
AUGGCCAACGGGACCGUCGCGCCAAGCGUCGUCGAUUGCUCUCGUCCGCCGUUGAAUGUGCAUCCGAAAAAUUGUUGCCUAAUGCCUCCUCUGUUGGAUGACGUGCUGCUGCAAGGUUGUAAGGAUAUUCAUGGUCCGGAGGACCUAAAGCGAGGUGUUAUACACGAGAAGGGCAAUUGUUAUAUGGAAUGUGCAAUGAAUGCCACCGGGUUACUAGUUAAUGGUGUUCUGGAUCAAGCAAAAAUUCUACAACUGAUUGAGAGUCGAAUUGGCAGUCAGCCUGCAAUGCUUCAGGCAUUUAGGAAUGCGAGCAUGAUUUGCUUCCAGCGCGGACCACAGCGGAUUGUAGUUCCCAGUAGCGGCAGUAAAAGCAAACAUUGUAGUAGUACUGCGGCGGAUUUCAUUGGCUGUGUAAAUAUGCACAUAUUUAAGAUCUGUUUGGAUGAAUACUGGAUCAACAGCGUCAGCUGUAAUAUACUGCGGAAAUUUAUUCAGAAUUGCCCUGUACCAACAUAA